This is a messenger RNA of Papilio machaon (common yellow swallowtail), 1243 nucleotides long. RefSeq names its product homeobox protein HMX3-B. Bases 205 to 1230 code for a protein of 341 amino acids. The transcript has 4 exons. The record is from RefSeq and is a predicted model, not a curated record. NCBI's taxonomy places the organism in Eukaryota, Metazoa, Arthropoda, Insecta, Lepidoptera, Papilionidae. Gene Ontology annotation, biological process: regulation of transcription by RNA polymerase II. Gene Ontology annotation, cellular component: nucleus. Gene Ontology annotation, molecular function: DNA-binding transcription factor activity, RNA polymerase II-specific; RNA polymerase II transcription regulatory region sequence-specific DNA binding.
UCUGUACACACGCUUCCAAACUGCCUACCCCCUUUGCGAUAUGGACUGAGGACAUUUUGUCAUUUUCUGUGUUAUAAAGUAAUAUUUUUGUGUAGUGUUAUGCACUAUUAAGUGACGUGUUUGUUUUAAAGUUAUAGAACUGUGGUUUAAUAAGGAAUUUCAGAUUAUUUUCAGAUGACCAUAAAAUGAAGAGCUAAACCCAAAAUGGACUCCCCGGUGUCAUCCCAGGAUAAUGAUAUCGAAGUCAACGUGGUGUCCGGUGCGAGCAGCCCGGAUAUUACGUCAUCACCGACUAGAAGAGAACAGAAGAGUCCUUUCUACGAGUUGAAGAAGGAUAAAGAAGAGAAAGCGACUGGCAGCGCGCCGUACACCAGCUUCUCUAUUAGUUCAAUAUUAAAUAGAACGGAACCAAGAAGAGAAUCGAAUGUUCUAGAAGCUGCUUUAGCAGCUAAUCAUUUCGGAUCCAAUGACGCGAUGUUAUCAAGACUGGGUCUUAUCUCUCAAUGGAGCGCACUCGCCGGACGUUACGGCGGCCUGGUGCCCGCGCCCUGGUACUGGCAACGACCGCACGAACGGACCCCGCCAAGAGAAGAUUCAACCACCAAUGAAGAAGGCUCAGCGGGAGGUUCCCCCCGGCCGCGCAGCCCCCCUCGCGCACCUUCCCCUCCAUCGCCAUCCCGCUCAUCUCCGAGGUCUCCGCGCCUGCACCCCGCGCUUUAUCCUCAACAACAAGAUCCACAGGACUCCGACCCAGAUGUCGACGAAAGCGAUGACUUCGAUAAAGAUGAAAAAAGAGAUCCCAAUGCCAACUUAGGCAAACGAAAGAAGAAGACCCGUACCGUCUUCUCGCGUUCCCAAGUCUUCCAACUCGAAUCAACCUUCGAUAUGAAAAGAUAUCUAAGCAGUUCCGAACGCGCGGGACUGGCUGCCAGUUUGCACCUCACGGAGACACAAGUCAAGAUCUGGUUUCAGAAUAGACGCAACAAAUGGAAAAGGCAAUUGGCCGCGGAAUUGGAGGCGGCCAACAUGGCGCACGCUGCUCAGCGUUUAGUUCGGGUGCCAAUUUUGUACCAUGAAUCGAGACCGACGAUGCCGCAUACCCCUUUACCGAUACAUCCGCAGUUUUCGAACGAACCCGGCGUGUACUUCCCACCUCAAGCACCGCAGCCGCUGCAGCCGCUGCCUGCGUCCCCGGUCACGUCGCGAGCUCCACUCUCUAGUCUAGUGUAGUGUCAACUUGAAG